Messenger RNA from Trichomonas vaginalis G3, 3714 nucleotides. RefSeq names its product ankyrin repeat, PH and SEC7 domain containing protein SECG-related family. Lineage: Eukaryota; Parabasalia; Trichomonadida; Trichomonadidae. The record is from RefSeq and is a predicted model, not a curated record. Bases 1 to 3714 code for a protein of 1237 amino acids. The transcript has a single exon. Gene Ontology annotation, molecular function: protein binding.
AUGAAAAUAAUAGAAUAUCUUUUAAGUAAAGGCGUUGAUAUCAAUCAAACAAAUAUAUUUGGAGCCACAGGUUUAUUCAUUGCUUGCCAAAAUGGAAAUUUAGAUCUCAUUAAAUUUUUGAUUGAUAGAGGUGCAGAUCCGAAUAAAAAUAUGAGGGAUGAAUCUUCUCCAUUAUUCAUUGCAUGCCAAAAUGGAUAUUUUGAAAUUGUCAAAUACUUAUAUCAGAAAGGUGUAGUUCUUAAUUAUCAAAACGAGCAGGGAGAAACACCUCUUUAUGUUGCUUGUUUGAAUGGUUUCAAAAAUAUUGUAUAUUUUUUGAUACAUAAAUAUGCAAGAACCGAUUUAGUUACAACUCAUAAGGAAUCAUUAAUUCAUGCGAUUUCAUAUAAAGGUUACUCUGAAAUAUUAUCACUCCUUCCAUAUUCAAUUGAUGUCAAUUUACAGAAUGAAAAUGGUUCCACAGCAUUAUAUAUUGCAUGUCAAAAUGGACAUAAAGAUUUAGUUAAAAAAUUAUUGCAAAAUCCUUCAAUUGAAGUUGACAAAAUGAGCAAUCAAAUAACACCUCUUUAUAUUGCUUGCCAAAAAGGUCAUACAGAUAUUGUUGAUCUUCUUCUUUCCCAUCAUGCCGAUCCAAACACACAAACAAAUAGUAAUUCAACUCCAUUAUAUGUUGCUUGCCAAAAUGGACACACAGAAGUUGUUAAACUUCUUCUUGCCCAAAGAGAUAUCAAAAUUAACACUCAAAGAAAUGAUGGUUCAACGCCCAUUAUGGUAGCAUGUAUGAAUGGACAUAAAGAUAUUGUUGAACUCCUUGUUAAUCAACAUGCUGAUCCAAAUAUUUCUUUUGGAAAUGGGUAUUCACCAUUAUAUAUUGCAUGCCAAAAUGGUUAUGCAGAAAUUGUCAAAAUUUUACUUAACAUAUCGAAUAUUGAAAUCAAUAAAAAACAAGCUAAUGGAUCGACUCCUCUUUAUAUCGCAUGCUAUAAAGGACAUACAGAAAUUAUUGAACAACUUCUUGCUCAUCAUGCAGAUCCAAAUAUUCUUUAUGGAGAUGGAUUGACACCUUUGUUUGCUGCAUGUUAUAAUAAUCAACAAAAUGUUGUUUGUAUCUUACUAAAACAACAAAAUCUCAACAUUAAUUCACAACGAAAUAAUGGAUCAACAUCUCUUUUUGUUUCAUGCGAACGCGGUUAUCAUGAACUUGUCAAGCUUCUUCUUUCUCACCAUGCAGAUCCAAAUAUUCCGUUUAAUGAUGAAUCAACUCCUCUUUUUGUCGCAUGUCAAAAUGGACAUACAAACAUUGUUAAAAUAUUAUUGAAACAAUCAAAUCUCAACAUCAAUGCGCGACGAAAUAAUAGCUCAACAUCUCUUUAUGUUUCAUGCGAACGCAGUUAUCAUGAACUUGUUCAACUUCUUCUUUCUCACAAUGCAGAUCCAAAUAUUCCAUUUAAUGAUGGAGCAUCUCCACUUUAUAUCGCAUGUCAAAAUGGACAUACCAACGUUGUUAAAAUAUUAUUGGAACAAUCAAAUCUCAACAUUAAUGCUCAACGAAAUAACGGUUCCACAGCAUUUUAUAUUUCAUGCCAAUAUGGAUUUAAAGAUAUUGUUGAACUUCUUCUUUCUCAUCAAGCCGAUCCAAAUAUUCCAUUACAAAAUGGCACAACACCAUUUAUAAUCGCAUGUGAGAAUGGCCACUCAGAAGUAGUUCAAUUUUUGUUAGAACAAACGAAUGUUAACAUUAAUGCACAAAAUAAUACUGGCUCAACAGCACUUUACAUGUCAUGUCAAAAUGGUCAUAAAGAAGUUGUUAAACUUCUUCUUUCUCAUCAUGCAGAUCCAAAUAUUCCAUUCAAAACCGGUGAAACACCUCUUUAUGUUGCAUGUCAAAAUGGUCAUACAGAUGUGGUUAGAAUCUUAUUGGACAAACAAAAUAGCUUUAUAAAUGCACAAAAUAAUAAAGGCGCCACCCCUUUAUUUAUUGCUUGCUUUAAUAAUCACGCAGAAGUCGCUAAGUUACUAAUAUUAUUUAAUGCAGAUCCAAAUAUUUUAUACCAAGGUUCACUAUCUCCUCUAAUGAUUGCAUCUCAAAACGGAAAUUUAGAAAUUGUAAAAAUCCUUCUUGAUAGUCCAAUAAUUGACAUAAAUAAAUAUGGUGAUAACGGUGCAACUCCUCUAUAUAUUGCAUGUGGCAUGGGACAUACAGAUGUGGUGAAAGUUUUAUUAAGUCAACAAAAUAUCGACAUUAAUGCACAGAAUUCUUUAAGUCCAUCAGCACUCUAUGUAUCAUGUCAACUAGGCCAUAAAGAAAUUGUUGAAAUUCUUCUUGCUCAUCAUGCUGAUCCAAAUAUUACAUAUGGAGAUGGGGUCACACCAUUGUUUAUUGCAUGCUUUAAUAAUCGCCUAGAUGUAGUUCUUGUUUUAUUAAAUCAACCAAAUAUCAAAAUUAACUAUCGGCGCAAAAAUGGCUCGACUUCUCUUUUUAUAUCCUGCCAACAAGGAUAUCCUGAUAUCGUUAGCCUUCUUCUUUCAUAUAAUGCAGAUCCAAAUAUUCCAAUUAGCGAUGGAACAACUCCACUUUUUAUUGCUUGUCAAAAUGGAAAAACAGAAGUUGUCAAACUUUUAUUAAAAUAUCCAAAUCUCAACAUCGACUAUCAACGAGACGAUAAAGCAACAGCAUUUUAUAUAUCGUGCCAAAAUAGAUUGCAAGAAAUAGCUGAACUCCUACUUGCGCAUGGAGCAGAUCCAAACAUUCCAUUCAUAGAUGGAACAACUCCUCUUUAUUAUGCAUGCCAAGAAGGCAAUACUGAAAUUGUCAAGAUCUUAUUAAACAAUUCAAAGACCGAUAUUAAUAAAACAUGUAAUAAUGAUAUUUCUCCUCUUUAUACUGCAUGCCAAAAUGGCCACAUUGAAAUUGUUAAAAUAUUAUUAAAUCAGCCAAAUAUCAACAUAAAUGCUCAAAACGGCAAUGGAUGGAACCCUCUUUGUAUUUCAUGCCAAUGCGGUCAUAAAAGUAUUGUUGAACUUCUACUGAGCCAUCAUGCUGAUCCAAAUAUACAAAUAAUAGAUAGAAUGACACCUUUGUUUAUUGCAUGUCGAAAUAAUCAACAAGAUGUUGUUCGUGUCUUAUUAAAUCAACAAAAUCUCAACAUUAAUGCUCGCCAAAAUCAAGGUGCAACUUCUCUUUAUGUUGCAUGUCAACUUGGUUAUCACGAACUUGUUCAACUUCUUCUUUCAUACAAUGCAGAUCCAAAUAUUCCAUUUAAUGAUGGAACAUCUCCACUUUAUAUCGCAUGUCAACAUGGGCAUACAAACGUUGUUAAAAUCUUAUUGGAACAAUCAAAUCUCAACAUUAAUGCUCAACGAAAUGACGGUUCCACAGCGCUCUACAUAUCAUGCCAAAAUGGCCACAAAAAGAUUGUUAAACUUCUUCUUUCUCAUCACGCGGAUCCAAAUAUUCCGUUACAAAAUGGUAAAACUCCAUUAGAUACUGCUUCUGAAAAUGGUCAUCAUAAUAUUGUUCAAAUUUUAUGUAACCUUGAAAUUAACAAUAAUGGCACAGAAUCACUACAUGCCAGUGACAAAAAACCUAUCAAAUCAACUGAUACCUCACAAAGCAAAAAGCAUGCUGCUAAAACAAAUGAACUUAAACCACAAAUUGUCUCGAAAGCCGAGGAUGAAAGUCAAUUGCAGACAUCCUCAGAUGAAAAAUUGUGA